GACGACGCGCCGCUACCCGGGAGGACCCCCGCGGGGUCAGGGGUGACGGGCGUAGCAAGAUGGCGGCGCGGAGGCUGCUGGCGGCGGCGGCGGCCGGGAGAUGCCGGAGCCCGGCGCUCCUCGACCCACAGGCGGUUCGGAUCCAUGUAAGCUCCCAGAGGAACAUCAUGUAUGGAUGGUUGUCCUAUGUUCUAGGAGAAAGAACAAUGAGCAAGUUUAAGGAGAACAGUAAAAUCAUCACUGUCGAAGGAAACUUGUCCUCUGGAAAAGGUGACAUCGCCAAAAAAUUAGCUGACAAACUAGACAUGUUGUACAUCCCAGAGGUUACUAUCAAUUACUGGGACUUGAAGACUAAUGACGGCGAGCAGCUAAGCGCUGAAUUUCAUGGUAACUGCAGUGUGGAAAAGUUCUACACCGAUCCCAAAUCUCCGGAUGGCAAUUCCUAUCGGCUGCAAGCCUGGAUGUACCACGUUCGCACGCUGCAGUACUCGGAUGCACUGGAGCAUCUCCUCUCGACAGGUCAAGGUGUAGUGUUGGAACGUUCUCCGUACAGUGAUUAUGUUUUUCUGGAAGCGAUGUACAAACAAGGAUAUAUCCGGAAGGAAUGUGUUGACCAUUACAAUGAAAUAAAAGGGAACAGCAUUUGUGAGUUCCUGCCUCCUCACCUGGUUAUCUACCUGGAUGUACCUGUUGUGGAAGUAAAGAAUCGACUGAGGCAGCAUGGGGAGACCUAUGAACAGAAUGUUUCCACAGCUUAUCUGCAAAGCAUUGAGGAUGCGUACAAAAAGUCAUUCCUUCCAGAGAUCCGUGAGACGUCUAAUGUUUUGCAGUAUGAGGCAAUCCAGGUUCCCCAUGAAGAACAGAUUGUGGAAGAUAUCGGGCUAUUGAGAUGGAAGAAGGGUCCGUGGCUGGAGCAAAGUAACGUUUCCUUCCAUUUACUCAGACAGCGGGUUCAGGACAAAAUGAGAAUCGCUGACCUGACCGCCAUCCCCAGGUUCCUUCCAGAGAUCACAGUGGGCGCCCAUGAGUUUGAUGAACUGUAUCAUGCCUACAAACAGCUCCCGGGUCGAAUGUAUGAAAAAGGUUUCAAUGCUGACGUUGGGGAUAAGUGGAUCUGGUUAAAGUAACUGUACAGCUUUCAAAAGAACAAUUAAAGUUGAUUUAAGAGGAACAGAAAGUGGUAUCGAGAGGGAACUCUCUGCUCAAAUGCGAAAUGGUCAAUGUCCCGCUGAGUUGAGCAUGCAAACCUGUCUGCAGUUGGUCUGUGCAGAAUUUUGAGCACCUUAUUAAUUGACAGAUAUCUAAUAAAACAUAACAUUGAACUCA
Amblyraja radiata (thorny skate) is the source of this 1326-nucleotide messenger RNA. It is a transcript of the gene ndufa10, whose product is annotated as NADH:ubiquinone oxidoreductase subunit A10. The transcript is spliced from 10 exons. The coding region runs from base 60 to 1127 and encodes 355 amino acids. Gene Ontology annotation, cellular component: cytoplasm; respiratory chain complex I. Gene Ontology annotation, biological process: mitochondrial electron transport, NADH to ubiquinone. Lineage: Eukaryota; Metazoa; Chordata; Chondrichthyes; Rajiformes; Rajidae. The record is from RefSeq and is a predicted model, not a curated record.